AUGAACGCCCCCAAACAAGUCCUUUUUCUAGAAAGGAUCCUGUUCCUCUUUGAGUUGAAGAAAAGGAAAGCAGGAAGGGCCCAGAUCCUAAGGGUCAGUCCACCAGAGUGGCACACGGAAUGUGACAUUUGCACUUUGGGUGGCUAUGUGAUGGAAGCCAUGGAAACAGCAAGAGAUGACAACAACCUCCUCAUCUUCAAGCCAGAGACCAUCAAGAUGGUGAGGAACAGGUUCAUUGAGGGGGACUAUCAUGACGAUAUCACACCGCUGGUGGAAAGCAGGGACCUGCUGUUCAAGGUCAGUGAUACAUCUAUGUGGGCAGACAACGUGUCCAAGGAAAUCCUACCUAGCCAUGACCAGCUGUGUGAGGCAGAUGGCAAGAUCGAAGAGCUUCAGUUACAGCAAAACAAAAUGCAGUACGAUGCAGAUGCCCUCUCGCUUGCGCGAGAUGCUGCGCAACUUGCCAAGCUGUAUCAACAAGAGAAAAAAUGUGAACGCAGUGAGCGCCUGCAGAAGGUGACCCAUCUCAAGCAGGAGAACCAAAUCGGCAGUGGCCUUGUCAUGCAGCACAUGAACAAAUACUGUCGGCAUCUUGCGGGUCCCGUCUCUGACAUGACCGAUGAGAUUGUGCAGUUCACAUCGAAGCUGAAGGCCGAGAAUGGAUCUCUGGUGGUUUGGUUGGACUUCAUGAAGUAUGGUGUGGUCAGCAAAGAUGAACUUAACCAUACAGUGGCCAUGCUUUCGAAAGCCCUGAGCUCCAUGCCAGACAAGGCAAUUGGGUUCGUGAUCGCGCCGAGUUCGCAAUCUGAGCGGAGGUCCGGCAUCAGAGAGGAGAGGGUGGAGAAUAAAUUGGACGCCAAAAGCUUGGAAAGCGAGUCCAUCCUUCUUAGAUUGGAAGAUCCACCAGCGACGAAGAAGGAGACCGCACAGCUCCUGAGCGGAAGCGCUAUGCCCAAGGCAGUGCUCUCCAGCCUGUUGAGCGGAGCAACUGGGAUUGGACAGGUCAUUGGAGUGCUGAACUUGUCACCAUAUGACGCGUGGCUGGAAUCAGUUUGCCUCAAGUGGGGCCCUCGAACAGAUCGUGACCUGCGCACUUUGUCUGUUUCUGGCAACUUGAACUAUGUCCAGUUCUCGCAGAAACAAUGUGCUCUGAUCCUGCUGGAGGACCUUUCUUUCUUUGGUUGUGCUGGUGAUUCCAUUUGUAGCCAUGGGGCGAUGGGGGAUUGGAAAGCUCAUGGCACUUUGAUGGGGGACAAGGUGAGGAAGUACGACCCGGCGAUCCCUCCCUCGGACGACAAGAUCGACCUCAGCAACUUUCCCUUGAAACUUGCCAAACUUCAGGAGGAUGUCUCAAAACGAGGCUGGUCGAGAUUCACGAUUUCUUUGAGCAAUGAAAUUCGAGCUCUUCAUCUUGCUGAUGUGGUUCAUGGGCCUUCUUGGAAGGCUUUGAUUGCAGACUUCGACCGAAAGUCGCAUGGUUGA
Durusdinium trenchii is the source of this 1482-nucleotide messenger RNA. The record is from the annotation of a GenBank genome assembly. Lineage: Eukaryota; Dinophyceae; Suessiales; Symbiodiniaceae.